AGAAAAAAUAUAAUUUUCUUUAAUUCAAUUUCCCGCGCAUCAAUCAUCAUCGAAUGAGUGACAUGACAAAUCAAUGAAUUUAAUUAGCUAUGGAAAAGAUAACCUAAAACGCAUGAGACUCGUGAUCGUUAAUAAAUUAAUAUUUAAAGUUUAAAAUACUACUUAAUUGUGAUUCAGGAACUGACAUUGUUAAUAAUAACAUUAAAUGUCGUUUCUUUUAUUACAGAGAAACUCAAUUGUGUUUGACUGACUGUGUCGUUCUAAUCACAAACAUAUUGGAAAUUACCUUAUAAAACGACAUUUACUGUCAAGAAAAUGGAAAAGUUAAAGUUUACGUUUGAAACGAAACCAUCAAUAGACGGAAAGUCGAACUAUAUCGCCAUAACCGCAAUUGCCACGAAAGAUGACAAAGUUUUCCUUAUGCCUGAAGAAUAUCAAGCAAUAUCACUUCACAAACAUAUCCAAACCUCGAAAACCUUCUUUACUGUGAAAAAUACAUUGAAAAAAAGAUAUCAAACUAGAAGUGUUUGGAUAAAAACAACAGAAGAGAUAUUACAAACAUAUCUUGAUGAGGAUGGAAACAUGAUCUUUCAGGAUCAAUUUUUAGAGGAAAUUACCCAAGAACAAAUGGCUACUGGUAGUAAAAAGCGUUUAGAAGACCCUAUAGUGAAGAUUUUGGAAAAAUUAGUUGAAAGUCAACAAAACAAAGAAAAACAAAGUAUUAAGAAGUUAGCUGACAGGUUUGUCAUUGAAAAAUUUGAUGGGAAAAGUUCAAGUGCAUGUCAGUGGAUGGAAAUAUUUGAAAAUGAAUGUGCAAGGUUUGAUAUAGUAAAAGAAGAAGAAAAAAUUGAAAUCUUCAGAUUAUUUCUUGAGAAAUCAUGCACUGAUUGGUAUUCGUCCAUGAUGAUCAAGCUCGGCUUAGAUUCUGAGUGGUCGGAAUGGAAAUCAAGUUUUUUGCAAACCUAUGUGAACAAAGGUUGGACUGCUAGCAAGUAUGCUUUAUUUUACAAGUAUCAAUCGGGGUCUUUGUUAGAAUAUGCAGUAAGGAAAGAAAAACUUUUACUUGAAGUAAGAAAAACAAUAGAUGAAGGGACUCUUAUUGAUAUAAUAGCUGCCGGUUUACCAGAUUUUAUUACAGAUAGAAUUGAAAAAGAACAAAUUGUACAUACAAAAAAUUUAUUUAGUGAACUUGGAAGAUUAGAACAUUUAGUUUCAAAAAGAAAAUUUAUCAAGAAGAAAGAGGAUACUAAGCCAGAGAAGAAAAAAUGUAGUAUUUGUGAAAAACUAAAGAAAGGGGUACGCUACCAUUCAGAGGACUCUUGCUGGUUUAAAACAAAUUUAAAUACUGAAAAAGAUAAAAAGCAAAUAAAGCUUAUCAACAAUUCAGAAUUAGAAUGUGAACUACAGUAUGAAGAUCAAAAAAACUAAUAGUGCCGCCAUUGAUCAAAGUGAAAUUAGUACUCAAUAAAAAUGUUGAAGUUGCUGGGAUCUAUGACUCAGGGUCUAAUGUCUCUUUAAUAAAUUCAAGAUUGUUAAAAAUAAAUAAUAAGGAAGCCAGUCACCCCAACUCUCUCAAUACUAAUUUAAAAACGAUUAAUGGCGUUAAAAAGGCAAAUGGCAUAAUAACACUUGAUAUAGCCAUCUUUGAUAUGGAAAAAAAAAUGAAUGUUUUUGUAAUAGACAAGGAAAAUUUCGAUUACGACUUUUUAGUGGGACUUGAUUGUAUAAAAGGGUUUUACCUAGUACAAAACGAAAACUUGGAAAUUACACAGAAAUUACCCAUACAAAGAAGAGAAAUAGUU
Messenger RNA from Bombyx mori (domestic silkworm), 1802 nucleotides. RefSeq lists its product as uncharacterized. The record is from RefSeq and is a predicted model, not a curated record. The coding region runs from base 316 to 1428 and encodes 370 amino acids. NCBI's taxonomy places the organism in Eukaryota, Metazoa, Arthropoda, Insecta, Lepidoptera, Bombycidae. The transcript is spliced from 2 exons.